Dendrobium catenatum is the source of this 1792-nucleotide messenger RNA. Its product is annotated as protochlorophyllide-dependent translocon component 52, chloroplastic-like. Gene Ontology annotation, molecular function: chlorophyllide a oxygenase activity; 2 iron, 2 sulfur cluster binding. Lineage: Eukaryota; Viridiplantae; Streptophyta; Magnoliopsida; Asparagales; Orchidaceae. The record is from RefSeq and is a predicted model, not a curated record.
CUCAUCCUCAAAUCUAUGGAUUCCCUAAUUCACACUUUCCUCGCCUCCUCUCCUUCAUCUCCUCGAAACCCAAUCCUCCUCUUCGCUCUUCCAAACCAUCAAUAUCCCAAGUUUCUCGCAAAAGCGUCAAACAUAACGUCUCCACCUCCGAUUCCCCAUCCGUCGCAGUCCCGGCGGCGGAUGUCCUUACUGCCGGCGAGAUCCGCGGGGAGAAGUUCGAUUGGUAUUCUCAUUGGUAUCCGCUUGCGCCGGUGUGUGAUUUGGACAAGCGGGCGCCGCGCGCAUUGAGAGUGAUAGGGCUAGACCUGGUGGUGUGGUGGGAUAGGGAGGUGGGUCAAUGGAGGGUAUUUGCAGACCGCUGUCCCCAUCGUCUCGCGCCGCUUUCCGAGGGGCGGAUCGAUCGUUGGGGUCGUCUCCAGUGUGUCUACCAUGGCUGGUGCUUUGAUGGGGAUGGAAGCUGCAAGCUCAUCCCUCAGGCGCCGGAAGAUGGCCAUCAGGUUCAUGCUUCUAGUAAAGCCUGUGCAACUAGUUACCCUUGCUGUGUGCAGAAUAAUAUAGUAUGGUUUUGGCCACAGACUGAGCCUCAGAAUAAAGAUAUUUUGAUGAAGAACAAGCCUCCUAGAAUCUCAGAGCUUGAGGACUCAUCAUACAUGGCGAUGCGUGAUAUGCCUUAUGGGUAUGAAGUUCUUAUAGAAAAUCUGAUGGACCCGGCUCAUGUACCUUAUGCACACCACAAAAUAAUGAGAAUUCCUAAACGUCCACCAUCGCGUACCAGAGAUCGAGAAGGAGGGGUUCCACUAGAGAUAACAAUUGAGAAAUUUGAUAUCAACGGCUUCCUUGCAAAGCAACGAUUAGGAUAUGGCAAAUUUGUUGCUCCUUGCCUAUAUUAUGCGUUUCCACUCUCAGUUUCAACUAAUGGAUCGGGUUCAUCUUCAAAUGGCCAAACGAUGCCUAAUCAAAGUUUCCUCAAGGUUCAGCGGAGAAUUCUUCUCAUUUUCUUUUGCAUUCCUGUUAGUCCUGGAAGAAGCAGAUUAAUUUCAGUCUUCCCGAGAAAUUUUUCUGUUUGGAUUGAUCUAAUUGUUCCACGUUGGAUUUUUCAUGUGGGACAAAAUUUGAUUCUGGAUUCUGAUAUGUACCUUCUACAUGUUGAGGAGCGCAAGAUCGCAGAGGUUGGCCCUUCCAAUUGGCAAAAAGCUUGUUUUAUGCCAACAAAGUCGGACGAGAAGGUCAUUGCUUUCAGAAAAUGGUUGAGAAGAUAUGCAGACAGUCAGAUUAACUGGGUAAACAAGUUUGAAAACUACCUUCCUCCAACUCCUCCAAGAGAGCAGCUAAUGGACAGGUAUUGGACACAUGUUGUGCACUGCAGAAGCUGUAGUUUGGCUUUAAAGGGGCUGAGAAUUCUUGAGAUUUCUCUUCCAAUUGUCUCAGUUGCAUUGAUUGGAUUAUUGGCAGCUGCCAAACAAACUAUGAUGUCUGUAUCAACUAGAACUGCACUUGUCUCAAUGGCAGUGCUCUGUUUUGCAGCUUCCAGGUGGCUCUCUCACUUCAUCUACAAAACAUUUUAUUUCCAUGACUAUAACCAUGCUUUUGUCUGAUCUAGAAGACUAGAACCUUAAUUAUCUCAUAUUUCUUUUUCAAAAUGUAAGUAUUUAUGUGUGCAUAAAAUAUAGCUGUCUUGUUUCAAUAAAAUAUAGGAAUAUAUGCAAGUGGAAUAUAAAAUGUUCUGUCUAGCUGAAAAGUUUAUGACUUCGACACUCGCGUUCUUUCUGCUUCUUAAAGCAGCUUUUUAGGA